AUGAGCUUUAAUCUAUAUGAUGAUGUAGAAGAAAAGAGGCCUUCAUAUGAAUAGUAAUUUGAAAAUUUUGAAGAACAUAAUACUUAAAUGUUCGAUUUAUAUAAUACAAUAAACUAAUCUCCUCAGUCAUAAAAAUGGUCUAUAAAUAAAAUACAUACAGGUUUAAACAAAUAAAUUCGAAAAAUAAAACUCGUAAAGAAAUCAAAGGGUAGUUAAUAUAUUUCAGAUGGACAAAGUAUCAAUUAACAUAUAAUUUAGAUUUUAUAAUCUAAAGGGUAGCCUCUCUGGAUGAUGCUUAUCAUUUAACUAAUUAGUAAAAUAUGAAUGUACUUCUCUAAUAAAAAGAUUUAAAUAAAAUUAUAAAGAAGAUGAAGCAACUAAAUUUACAAUGA
Paramecium primaurelia is the source of this 392-nucleotide messenger RNA. The record is from the annotation of a GenBank genome assembly. Lineage: Eukaryota; Ciliophora; Oligohymenophorea; Peniculida; Parameciidae.